GAUAUUUUCCGCGUCUCUGAGGACAAGAGACCUCUCUCCAUCUAAUCCGACCCUAAACCACACCCCCGGCGCAAAUUAGCAGCGGCAGCAAUCGCAGAAAAAGAAAACAGAAAGAGAUGAUCUUCACCGUAUAUUCCGGUCCUGCUGGGCCAUCCAUCACAUGGCCUCUUAAAAUCAGGCCACCAUCUGCAUUCAAAUCAACUCCAUUUGCAAUCUCAAUCUCAAUCCCAGACACCAAAAGAAAUAUCAGAACCCUCUCAUUCCAGCCAUGCCGCGCCGCCAACAAGCAGCAGACCGGUUCCCCGAAGAAGAAAGGAGCGAAGAAGAAGGGCCCCACAGAGCCGGUCGACGAAGCAGGCCCCACCUCCCACCCUUCGCCGCUUCCAAAACCCCCUGCUGGAUUCAUACUCGAUGCUCACGGAAGAGUCAUCGCUGCAUCGCCCAAACGGAUUGCCACCAUAGUUGAUGCUACCAAUAAUUUACCAUUAGAAUGUGUAAUCAGGAGAGUGUUCAGAAGUUCUCAAGGGGACGAUUGUAUGUUGUUGUGCCCAGUUGAUACGCCUGUUCAAAUAUUGAAGAGCACAAAUUUUGAUGGAUGGGCAGCUGUCAAUGAUGAGGAAGUUGAAGCACUCAUCCCUGCUGCUGCUUAUGCACUUGCAAAGAUACAUAUGCAUCUAGUACUUAGCGGAUUUUGUUAUACAGCUCGACCUUCUUCUUCUUCUUCUUUUCCACUAAUGAGUGAUGAUAAAUCUUAUUGCAAUGAUGUAGAUGAUGGUCAAGAGAUAGAUGGCUUACCUACUGAAGGAAUAGAGAUAACUUGCUUCCAUCGGGAUGGUUCGCAUUUUAUGAUUUAUACGCCAUCUGAUCCACUUCUAUUCGUUGCUACGAGGGAUGAAAAUGCCGUAUUGAAAAUUGCUGACGAUGAUCUCUUGGAGGACCCUGCCAUUAUCAGUGCCAUAGAUGAGGAAACAGAAUUCAAUGCUUUGGUGGAGGAAGAAUCUGCACUACUUGAAUCAUUGUUAGGAGAAAGAUAGCCCCUACAGUUAAAUAAGAACAGAAGCUUUCCAUAUUCAGAAGAAAAAUCACAGUCACUGCUGAAGUAUUUUGUGAUCCGUUUUUAACAUUGUUAUAUGUGGAUGUGUUUGUAUUGCCCCCACAUUUGUAUAUAUGAGCUUGUGCAUAUGUACUC
Molecule: messenger RNA, 1189 nt
Organism: Magnolia sinica
Lineage: Eukaryota; Viridiplantae; Streptophyta; Magnoliopsida; Magnoliales; Magnoliaceae
Exons: 10
Coding region: 117-1034 (305 amino acids)
Source: RefSeq, a predicted model, not a curated record